GGGAUCACGGUACCGAGGUACCGACCGUCUCGAUGGGUCAACUUCUUUAAAAACCCUAAAACUAUUUCAUUUCUUCAGGUCCCUGCACUACGGUUACUGCGAUUCUCUCCUGGCGACUCUCAUCCACUUUCGAAAUUCACUCUCUCCAAAGGUAAUUCUUCCAAUUUCAUCUUCAAUUCUUCAAAUUCUUGCUUCAAUUCAUCGAUAUUUACCAAUUUUUCUCUAAAAUCCAUUCUUUUUCUCAAACAUGAGCGAAAUUGUCAUCGAUCCCCAAGCCGGGUUCAAGGCUUAUGCCGACCCACACAUUAUUGAGGGGAGAACCUUGAAGCAAGAUGAUAUUCGCACUGCCGUCCUACAUAUCAUCCAUGAACAAGGCCUCGUCAAGGUUGGAAACGUUUACUACAUGAAGCGAGAAUUUCAAAACCUUGAUGCGGAAACAAGAGCGGUUUACGGUCCUCGGCGAUCCAUGUCAUCCUUGCCUUCUACCUCUCAAGCUCCUAAAGCCGAAGCAAAUGAAAACCCGGAGGUCCCCGUUCACGCUCCUCGGGUCAAACGCUCAAAGUCCGCCUCUCAUGCUUCCUCGGCCUCACUCUUGCAUCGCCAUUCUCACAUGUCCUCUUCAUUGAAGAAUCCUUCCAAGAAGUUCAAAAAAUUUAUCCUCAAGACUGUGCUGGCACCGAUGAAGAAGCUUCAAGAGAGCACUACGCCAAAAACAGCAUCAGACGACUGUUGAUUAACUACUGUUAAUGGAAACACAGUAGUUGGAAAAAAACAGACUACUGAAGUGGCAUCGCUGUAAUAAAUUAAAGGAGACUCAAGCCAACAUAACAUCACACCAGAUGUUGAGAUUGUGCCGAUGGACUAUGUCAACACCGCCAUGGAACGUCUAGCCAAAGCCGACGUGAAAUACGGAUUCGUAUUGGAUUUUUCCACAGAGGAAUAGGAUGGAUUGAAAAGGCAGGCAUGUAGAAUAUGCAAAUUGUAAGGAAGAUGAUGUAAAUAUUAAAUUAUUAGAUGUUAA
Messenger RNA from Cuscuta campestris, 1021 nucleotides. The record is from the annotation of a GenBank genome assembly. NCBI's taxonomy places the organism in Eukaryota, Viridiplantae, Streptophyta, Magnoliopsida, Solanales, Convolvulaceae.